AUGAGGUUCUCUGUUGUCGGUGGUCCACUAGCAUCUACCAUUUCUCUUGAGGCAAAGCAGUCCGACAGCUUCGAGUCCAUCUUCAAGAGGGUCCAAGAAGCUGUUGGCAAGGCAACGCCGCUCGAUGCGUAUGACUUGUACACGACAAGGCGCUCGUCGCUGACCGGGGAGCUUGUCGCGGCCGCCGGUCCGCUACGCUUCACAGACACCCCCUCGGCCCUUCGGCUGGACUUCGAACGGAGUGAUCCACACAUCCUCAUGCUGAUGCAAAGGAGUGCAGACAACGAGCGUGGCAGUACGCAAAAUCAGCUCUUGUGCAGCACCGCUGCUGCAGGGGACGCUAGCAGGCCAGACAGCACCGCCAUAGCGUCCACAUCGCCGUCUCUCAUGACCACACCGCGGGUGAGAGAUGAGUAUCGGCGCCGCAUGCGUGCCAUGUACCUCAAGUACGACCCUGGCCAGAUACACAAGGUCGAAGUGGCACUCGACCGUUACCGUGGCUACGAGGAAGACGUGCUGCAACAGCUGGUGAAGAGGUACGGGCCCGAGCCAGCACCAGGGGAGGUCGAUCUGUCUCCCAAAGCCGCUGCUGCGCCCUCGUCCGGCCCCGACGCGCGUGAGAGCAUGCCAUCGCACUCCGCUUCGACAGACGAGGCCAAUCCACAUACGAAGCCGUCGUACUAUGAUCGACUUGUAGCCAUCUACUCCACCUACGAGCCAGCGAAGCUGAGCAAGGUUAAUGGGACGUUGAGGCGCUAUGCCGGUCGAGAGGAAGAGGUGAUCCAGCAGCUGGUGAAGAAGUACGGGCCAGAGCCCUCCACUGAGCCCGUAGCAGCGGCUAAGGUUGCGGAGGCGGCAAGCGAACAGCUUGCGCCAACUUCUGGCGUGGGACGGCAGCAGUUGACGUCAUCAGCGACCCAUGCAGAAGCUUCGGCACAUGCAAGCGCGACAGUGCCCGCUGUCGAGGAACAGGUGGCAGCUGUGCCCGAGGCCACGGAAGCUUCCGCAGUCCCCCUCACAAACACCGCGAAAGUCGCAGCAGCAACGAUACCCGCAGCUCCACCAGAAGCCAGCGCCUACGGCGAUUCCACCGUCGGGACGCAGCUGUCAAAUACUGAGAGAAAGCCGCUGGCAACGGUGGUGUCUCCACUGGACGGCUCGCUGCCCUGCUACACAGCUGUCGCCCUGCCAAACAAGGCGAGCGCUGUGGAAUCGAUGGCGAUCGGUGCUAACUACCGAGAGCGCCUAGUCGCUCUCUACAACGCGUACAACCCUGCGAAGCUGCACACGGUGGAGGGCACGCUGAAGAAGUUUUCGGGGAAGGAGGAGGUGGCAAUCCAGCAACUCGUGCGACGCUACGGAGCGGAGCCGGCCCCACUGAACCGAGAGGAGGCUCGCAAGCUGUUAACAACCGCGGGCGCUGGCGGUGUGCCCAGCACACCACCAAGCGCGAGUCCAACAACCACGAAUGCUCCAGGCAGUGCCGCCUCGUCGACUGCAGGCUUUGAACCCGCCUCGUCGGGGGAGCGGGUAGACCGCGUACUGGAAACGCACAAAAGCGGCGAGGAGGAAGUCAUGGCGCAAUCGGAGGUGCGCUACGCUGCCCAACGCGCUAAGAACAUCGCUGGUGAGCCUGCGACGAGCGGUGCGGGCUCCGCGGCGGAGUCGGGGAGCUUCGGCGCGGUGGUGACCACUGCGCAGGUCAGUGCGGCGCCACCGUCUAUUGCGGUGAGCGUCCCGCCAAGUCACGGGAACUCUCCGAGUGGCAUCGUGAGUGCUUCGACACCGUCGACAGUAGCGAGCACCAAGGCUGCUUCGCCUGUUGGUCCCGCGGGUGCUGUGGUGGCGACGCCACAAACGACACGAGUAGGAACUGUGGGGCCGGCAGCCGCUGCCGUGCCUCACGCGCAAGAGAGCAAGGCAUGGCAAGGUGGUCCGCCGCAACGGAGGGCGCUACCGCUUGCGGCGCUGCGAGUGGCGGCGGCACACGUGGAAGCUGCCGCGCACAUGUCGUUGCGAGAACGGUACUGGGCCAUUUGGAGGACGCACCACGCACAGAAGAGAGCGGCUGUGCUGUUGCAGCAGGAGCUGUGGGUGAAAGCAUCAGCCGGUGCUGCCGGUUGCUACCGCCUCAACGACUCAGUGGAGCCUGCGUACACAGUCGCGAACCUUUCGGUAGUGGUGGCCCAGGAAGAGAGAGGCGGUUGCAGCGCACAAGGCCGCGCCUUGUCGAGCGAGCUGCAGAUUGCAAUGCGGGCUCUGCUAGCGUCGCUGCGGCACUGUGUCGAGUCGCGAGUGAUUCAGGCGCAGUCCCACGAAGAGCAUCAACAGGCGGACACGCUGCUCACCCACUGGGCUGCCGCAGAGAACCUUUGCCCGGUCACCGACUCUCCCGAGCUGGCAUGCGCGCUGCAUCAGGCUGCGCACCUUAUCGGCAAGCUGGAGGACCUCGUGACCGUGAUUCGCACGCAGGCGGGGCAGCUGCACCAGCUAAAGGCGCUCCACCGGGAUGUACUGGAGCGUAUGGAGCACGCUCACGCCAACACCCAAGCGCUGGGCAGGCUUCAAGCGCAGCUCAGCGCUGCGAACAAUGACCGCCGUGCACUGGAGCAGGAGCUGGAGCGCAUCUCUGCCGGCGGAGCGGAACGCCACGCUCGUCAGGCACCGUUGUGUCGUCUCUACCCUACUGCGGAGGAACGCAAAGAUGCCCAGGUCGCCAAACUUCAGCAAGAGCUAGCCAAAACACGCAACUUACUCUUCUUGUCCAAAGAGGCAGAGGAUAGGCUAAAGGUGCAGCUGCAGCAGAGUCACACUCGCGAAGCGCGUCGAAAGCACGAGGAGUGGCAUCGACAGGGAAAGAGUAGCCGGUACAGCAUCUCAGACCGGGCGUACACACAGCCACGCAGUCGAUCCGCGAGGGCCGGUAAUGGCCCUCAUUCGUCGCCGUCGAACUCACCGUAUCGGCGCUACACGCCAGUGUCUACCCCCCGCGGAGCGUUCUCGUACGCCAUUGCUCAUGACACCCCGCGUGGCCCGUCGACCUUGCAGGUGCACGUGAACGGAUGCCCCGUCUCCUCGAUUCGCGGGCCGGACGCGGCCACCGCCGAGCAGGUUAGCACAAGCAUGUCAGUCAACAGUAGCACGCCGUGGCCCUCGUCGCGCUACGUCAUGACGCCAACGAAGGUGGACCGGGGGCCAUGUCCCAACUGCCUUACCCCGCUGACCUCGUGCUGCCGUGAGGAGAGCGGCACCGCGUCGGAGAAGGCAGCGUUUUGCUUCAGCUGUCGCCGUUACUUCACCUUUGGAGAACUGUGGACGUGCGAUGGACGUGAGAUUAUGUGA
Messenger RNA from Leishmania major strain Friedlin, 3342 nucleotides. RefSeq lists its product as hypothetical. The transcript has a single exon. The record is from RefSeq and is a predicted model, not a curated record. Lineage: Eukaryota; Euglenozoa; Kinetoplastea; Trypanosomatida; Trypanosomatidae. Bases 1 to 3342 code for a protein of 1113 amino acids.